AUUAUAUCAUUUAUGGACAGAUCUUCGAUUAAUCGUUCUCCUUUGAACACUAGUACAAGUAAAUAAAUGUACACUUUUCCAAAAGCGAAACGUUGGCUUGAAGUAAAAGAUAAUCUGUAAGUGGAUAAAUUAAUUUGUCUAUAUAGUUGUCCUCCAAUAUAUUAAUUACCCACAACUUUAAGUAAAAGAGGAGCAGGGAUAGGAUUUGGGAAGAAAACGAAUAUGACACAGGAAACUAUUACACCUGGGCCAAAUUACUAUACAGUUUAAAAGAGCCAAGAGCAAGGAUGGACAAUGGGAUUAGGAAGGGAAGUAAUAAUACGGGUUAACUUAUUAAAAAUAGCAUGCAAAUAAAUAUGAGAGUAUAUUUUUGGGGCUAGUAUAAAAUACACCAGGACCAGGAACAUAUAAAUUUAAAGAUGGUAUAUCUCCGGUUCGUUACAGUAUGAGAUAAAGAUUUUCAACUCGCAAUGAGAUAGAAACUAAACCUGGACCGUAUGGGUAAUCAUAUAUUUUAGUGGUCAUUACAAUUUACCAAGCAGUAUUAAUAGUAAAGGGAUAUAUGCUCUAAGUUAAUAUAGAAAGUAUAAAUAAAAUGAUAAAUAAAUUUAAAGCUCUGGAGCUGUUUUAUUAUCACCUCCUAAAAAUAGUUCAGAGAGNUAUUAUUUUAUUUUAAUUUUAAUAAUGCAACGAUAGAUUUCUUUAUUUCUACCAUUAUGUUAAUAUGUUCAAUAAUUAAUUAGGUAAUUUUUUAUAAGAAAUGUUAAGGCAUCUAGAAGUAAUUCACAUUUAAAUUUAAAUUAAUUUAUCUUUUUGAUUUUGGCUAAAGAAUAUGAAAAAUCUAAUAACAAAGAUAUGGGUAUCAUCCAUAUAGAUUCGUUAGAUAAAUUUAUUCUAAAAUACUUUAAAUUAGAAUAAUUAUUUUUAAUCAAACUAAGAGAUUUUAAUUUAUGUAAAAAUAUUUCAUUUUAGAGAAGAAUAGGAAUUUCUGAAUAAAUGGAAUCAGAAAUAGUAUUAAUUUUAUUGAGAUUUAUAAACAAAUUAGAAGAAGAAAAUUUUAAGGAUACUUGA
This is a messenger RNA of Paramecium sonneborni, 1071 nucleotides long. NCBI's taxonomy places the organism in Eukaryota, Ciliophora, Oligohymenophorea, Peniculida, Parameciidae. The record is from the annotation of a GenBank genome assembly.